Molecule: messenger RNA, 654 nt
Organism: Acanthosepion pharaonis
Lineage: Eukaryota; Metazoa; Mollusca; Cephalopoda; Sepiida; Sepiidae
Source: the annotation of a GenBank genome assembly
AUGUAUUAUCUCUCUAUUGAUUUACCUUACUUAUCGAAGCGCUAUCUAUCUAUCUAUCUAUCUAUCUAUCUAUCUAUCUAUCUAUCUAAUCCUUUUCAUUUCUAUCUAUCUAUCUAUCUAUCUAUCUAUCUAUCUAUCUAUCUCAGUCCUUAUAUCUAUCUAUCAACACUUAAGCUUAUCAUAAUAAGACAUACGAUCACAACAGCCGGCCAACCGUGGAGAACGAAGUCAAUAGACAAGCUACUAACUAUUUGGGCCGAAGGGUGUGGCUCAGCCGGUAACAAUUUUUCUUUCUUUCUUUCUUUCUUUCUUUCUUUCUUUCUUUCUUUCUUUUCUUUCUUUCUUAACAACUCUAUCUCUCUCUCUCUCUCUCUCUCUCUCUCUCUCUCUCUCUCUCUCUCUCUCUCUCUUCACGUACGCACAUCUCUUUUGUACGUCUCUCUCUCUCUCUCUAUCUAUCUAUCUAUCUAUCUAUCUAUCUAUCUAUCUAUUUAUAUAAUUGAAAGAAAAGAGGAAAAGGAAAAAAGAGAGAAGCUAAGGAACACGUAUGCACAUCUCUUUUGUACAUCUACAUCUCUUUCUCUCUUUCUCUAUCUAUCUAUCUAUCUAUCUAUCUAUCUAUCUAUCUAUCUAUCUAUCUAUCUAUCCAAUUGA